AUGUCUCAUCUUCCCAAGAACUACCACAAAUGGUCGUCUCCCCACGACAAGGAGGAGGUGAAAAGAAUUGUCAUUGCAAAGACUGGAAACCCCCCUCCAGAUUACUGGUGGAUGGAUGAGGAGGAUAGGGAAAGUAUUGAGGAGGAAUGCUUCCCAUACAGACCUUUCGAAAAGCCAAAGUCAACCGCUCGUCGCCUCACGUAUGAGGCCUCGUACACAGCCAAACCCAACCCCCAUCCCAACACAGCCAAACCCAACCCCCAUCCCAAUCCCCAUCCCUACACAAACUUCUUCGACGAGAUCGAACAGGAGGAAGCCGUGGCAUGCAAUAAUAUGGAAUAUGAGCUGACUGAGGGCAGACUUGUGUUUAGGCCACCUGACUACAUUGAGGACUACGCGGAUCCAAGUGCUCCCUAUCAUCUUCACUGCACCAAGUGCCACCUGAUGCCGUGCGUGACCAAGACUUUGGAGGCAAAGGCCAUACUCAGGAAGGUGGUCAAGAACCAAAUGAUCAAACGACCCAAGUGCAAGAAACAACUGGUGGACAAUCUAACAACCAGCAUUGAUAAAAUCAGGUGCCAAGUUUUGGCAAUCAGAUACAGAAAAGUCAAUGUGUCUGCUUGUGUUACCGAACAUGCCCUAAGUAAUGUUGCUUUCCGGGCACACUUACUACCCAAGAGUUUGAGAUUCGACUUUCCCAAUCCUGUGGACAUACCCCGCAAAAGUGAGGAGGAGAAAUCACAGGAGGAAGAAGCCAAGGCUCGUGCAGCUGCUGUUGCAAAGGCUGCCAAAGAGAAGAAGAGACAGGCAAUGAAGCUGGCAAUUAGGGACUUUGACUCUGACCAUGAUUCCUCCGACGAAGAAUACUACCGCAAGUACAUUGAAAUUAAGCCAUAUGACCAUAAAGGGUGGGCCCUGAUAAAUCAGAUGACGAAGGAAGUGGAUGAGAUCAUGAAGGGCAAGUAUACAAAAUGGACCUGCCGAGCUGCAGUCAAAAAGGCUGCAGUCAAAAAAGAUGCAGUCAAAAAAGCAGCCACAAAAGCCUCUGAAAAACCCAAGAAGGACGACCUCGUGUGUAACCGGAACAGUGACAGUGACGGUGACAGUGACAGUGACAGCCACAGUGACAGUGACGGUGACAGUGACAGUGACAGCCACAGUGACACAGAAGAGCCCAGUGGCACAGAAGAGCCCAACACCCAAGGAGAGACAGAAGAGCACAAAGAGCCCAGCACCGAAGGAGUCAUGGCCAAACUUGGUCAAUUGGCAGCUGAGGGAAAGCUAAUUUUCUCUCUCUCUGAUUUGCCGGAAUACAAGGAAGAUGAAGAGGAGGUUGAAGAGGAGGUUGAAGAGGUCCCAACUCAGUCAGCCUCUCAGUUCUUCCAAGAGGUAGAGGUGCCAACUCAGUCCGCCUCUCAGUUUACAUCUCAGUCUGCCCAGUUAACUCACAUGCAAGAGAACCCCAUUCAGGCAAGUACUGCCCUUGGCAAGAGAGCUAGCACGUCUGCUGAAGAUUUUGCCUUUGCCAGGAGAAAGGCCAAGAUCCCUAGGGUGUCAAUUGAGCCCUCUGACGUGCCAAUCAAGGACUACCAGGAAUGCUUGGAGAACAGGGGCUAUCAGUGGGAAUGUUAUGCCGACUGUUCAUGUAGCAGUCAGACAUUCUCAGAGUCUUGCAGUCAGCCUUUCCCUGAAGAGUACUAG
This is a messenger RNA of Seminavis robusta, 1701 nucleotides long. The record is from the annotation of a GenBank genome assembly. Lineage: Eukaryota; Bacillariophyta; Bacillariophyceae; Naviculales; Naviculaceae.